This is a messenger RNA of Dermacentor silvarum, 4015 nucleotides long. RefSeq names its product diacylglycerol lipase-beta-like. Gene Ontology annotation, biological process: lipid metabolic process. NCBI's taxonomy places the organism in Eukaryota, Metazoa, Arthropoda, Arachnida, Ixodida, Ixodidae. The record is from RefSeq and is a predicted model, not a curated record.
GCUGCGAGAGCUAAACUUGCAGACGACAGAAGGCGGACGACAAGUGUGCGGCUUGCGAUUUUAAAACGCGGCAUGUGUGAAAAUGUUCAUCGCGGUUUUGUUCUGUUUCCAUCCCCGUGAUCCUCUGCUUGUUUGCGAAAGUACCUGACUGAACGUAGGCGCGCGUUGUAAUCGUUUUUUUUUUUCCUACUAUCAGUGAGUUCGUGAUACCCCUUGUGCAUUGUUUGGAGGUGAACUUCUGGAGACAUGAGAAGCAGACGAUCCCUUGUACUGUGACGUCUACACCUAGGUAUAGAGAAAGUCACCGCAACAUAAGGGAAUCAUCGGCUUUGUGCUUAAACUUCUGCUUCUACAUCAGUGCCAAGUUCGGAAAAAAGAAUUUCUACGGGUCGACUACGUUAAGCACACAGCAGUCAGGACUCGUCAUGCCUAGCAUCGUGCUCUUCCGCCGGCGGUGGAUAAUCGCCAACGACGACCUAUACCUGCCGCCGCUAUUGGAAGCCAUCUGCAGGCUAGGAUGGCUGGUGGCAUCCGGCCUGCUCCUCUGGGAGCAUCGGCCCCUGUGGCUGUGCGGCGACUCCGAGUGGCUCGCGUUCGCAUACCAGCUCGGCGCACAGGUCUUCUGCCUGCUGGUCAUCGGCUCGGACCUCGCGCUCUGCGCCAUCAACAGCCGAGGAGGGAUUGUUGCGAGCAGCGCGCGGAGGGCCCAGGUUCCCGUGUUGUACGUGAGAAGCUUCAUGCUGCUCGCUGAGACGGUGUGGCACGCCCUGGGCACGGCCAAGGUCUUCUUCUACAGGGACUCCUGCGUACCGCUUGACCUCUGGCAGCAGUUAGAGACGCUGGUGAUCGUAGCCUGGUGCUUCCUGCUGGUGCUUCUGCUGUGCGUGUACGCUCUGUACGACCCGGCCGGAUCGCUGAAGCACAACCCGUUCCGGGAUCUCGGUGACGUCGAGGUCAGCCGCGACGUCAAAAGGCUCUUCCUGGAACCCUCGGACAAAGGGCACCGCCGACGAACACGCCUGUGGAUUGCCAGGCUGCGCCGGUUCUUCUGCUGUGCGAGCGACACGGAAGACAGCCCGGAGGCGUACGAGCACAUGGCCGAGAACAUGGCGCUUUUCUAUGAGGACGUGGACGUCACACCAUCGGACAUGUUCUCGGCACUGGUGCUCCUGCGGAAGAAGCAGCGCCGCCAGUUGGCACGCAUGGGCUCCACGUCCGAGGAGUCGCGAGAGGGCAUGAUGGUGCCCUACGGCUCCACCGACUAUUCUUCCUCCGCGCCGGUGGACAAGGCUCCGUGCAGCAAUGGUGUGCCACCGGGUGCAGCAGCGGCGACUCCGGCACCAGCGGCACCAUGCCCGGUGGCCGGCGUGACCUCUACAGGACCACAUGCGUGGAUGAACCCCGAGCAGGCGUUGUACUACCUGAAGUUCGCCUGGGGCAUCUACGGCUGGCCCGCGUACAUGGCCUCGCACGUCUUGACGGGUUUCUGCGACCUGUGGGCUGGAAUCAGGUGCUGCGCGUGCCUGCGCGGAAGCAGUGGCAACGUGUCGGGUGACAACUGUUGCGAGUGCCACGCGGCCACCGUCAAGCAUCUGACCCACGUGCGGCCCGAGGACCUGCUGUUCUCGUCGUUUUCCAACGGCCUGUACCGGGUACCCUUCUACGUGGCGCUAGACCACCGCACCAACGCCAUCUUGGUGGUGGCCCGGGGAACCCUGUCGGUGGCUGACGCGCUCACCGACUCCGUGACUGCGGCGGUCGAGAUGCCAGACGGUGUGGGUCUGUGCCACCAGGGAGUGCUGCAGAGCGCGCUACAUGUCCUGGGCCAGCUGGACGAACCCCUGGCGCAGGCCACGUCCCGCCACCCGAACUACACCCUGGUGCUGACGGGACACAGCCUAGGCGCGGCCGUCGCCUCGGUGCUCGGCAUCCUGCUCAGGCCGCGGUUCCCGAACCUACGCUGUUACGCUUUCUCGCCACCAGGAGGAAUCCUGGACGUGGAGAGGGCUCGUGAGACACGUGACUUCGUGAUGACCAUCGUUGUGGGUGACGACUUAGUGUGCCGGCUGGGGUUCCGCCAGGUGAAUAAGUUCAAACGAGAAGUGAUCAGCUGCCUGCUGCAAUGCGACAUGAACAAGAACGUCCUCAAUAGGCAUGGUCUUGAGGCGCUAUUCUGUUGCCGCCGGCUCACCCCUCCGCUGAAGAACAAGGAGGCCUUCGAGAAGAUCAACGCUCCCACGGGAAAGCUCGCCGAGUGUCUGAGGCCACGGGAGAAGUCUGGAGUCGAACCGGCGUCCCUCGAUGUCAUCCUGGACAAAGGCGUUCCCCCGAUCGAGUGGCCUGAGAUGCACAUGCCCGGGAAGAUCCUGCACUUCGUCAGGGAAAGGAAACGUGCAGAGUACCAGAUGUUUUGGACGUCGCCGGAGUACUUCGACCACAUCGUGAUCAGUCCGCGCUGCUUCAAGGACCAUAUGCCAGACGUGGUCUACGACGCGCUUCGAAGCGUCUGCACCGUCACGGCGCUCUGAUCAUCGUGAUGUGUUCGCUCGCGUCAAAUGACGAACAACAACAACAACAAAUAACGAACAAAUUGGACACCAUACGUGGUUCAGUGACGCUCGGACGUGUUGGCACCGGCAUACCCGCCAUGUCCAGUUGCGCGACGGGUGAAAACCGGCUGCGUUGGCAGACGACAACGUAAACUAUGUACUCGUCCAGCAGAAGUUGCUCACAACCAAAGAAGCGAAUGAGAGCUUGAACAUUCCGAGCGAUUCCAGUAUCCCCUCCUCCUCCGACCACCACCCUAUACGGUUUGUGCCAUCUGUGACGACCAGGGGUCGCUGCACAAUGUCUGCGAUCUUGUCAUUGUGUACGUGUAAUGGCUACGCUCCAUACGUGCCAGACGUCUUCGUCAGCUAUGAAGGACUGUUCCGAAGGGCCUGAAGUUACCUGCUUGAAGGAGUUAGUACUUUCGCUUGACUAUCCCGUGAUUCCGACAUCCCAGUUUGUCGAUCUUGACACGGAAGCGUACGUGGGAGCUGCAUCUUCGUGUAGCCAUAAUCAUCUCGAUGCACCUGAAGAAUAGAAGAUACUUUACGGUGAACAAGUAUGGAGCUUACGGGAACUACUUUCUUAUUUCAUUUUUUUCUAAGUUUUGCGCAAGAAGGACCAUGCGUCAAACGUGCCUCAUCAGCUAAUCGUCACUACAUCUCGUGCGACUGUAAAUAUAGAGGUAUAUAAUAUUGACUGCUGUCCGAUGUAUGACUGGACAGUCGCGUGUAGUUCAUGGACUUAUAGCGGAGCAACUGACUUUCGUGUGAUGUGGACAUGAAUUUCACGGAGCAUGAUCGUGCAUUGCGUCCUUCGAGCACAACUGCUGACUGCCACCCAAUAAACUGUUACUUAGUGCGAUAGCGGCCUUUCACUUUCUUUUCCUGUUUGUGUGUGUGGUUUUUUUUUUCUCACCAUUUUGCAAACAAGUCGUCCUGUAACCUUAAAAGUCAAAUUGGUUGACAGCAUAAUGGAGACUCGAAGUCAUCAGUAGCGGCCGAACAAGAGGAUCAUCACCCCACGGGGCCAACGUUUCGACGAAGAUACUUGUCACAGUGAACUCACAAGGGAAGCAUCAGCCUUGAUCUAACGUUUCGACAAGAGCAUUUGUCUUCGUCAGUUGAUGCCGUGAAGAAGACUAGUCCCCAUUGUCCAAACGCUGGCUCCAUGAGCUGAGGAUUCUCUGUAGCUCAGGUUACAGCUUUGCCGCCCACCCGUAUACACCCUAAAAGCAGUGAAGCUCUUUCAACUCCUUUUAUGAGGGAGUAACUGCUUUAGCCGGAGUACCACCCAUAUUUGACUCCGUCAUUUUAGAGUUCUCAUGAACGAGCAGCGCAAACGAUCUCCAUCGGAAGGUGAUACUGUCGAAAAUGGAGUUAAAUAUGAGUACUUGACCCUCGUAAAGGAGUUUUAAGCACAUAUCCUUUAUCCCCCCUCCCCACCCCCCUUAAGACCACCACACAGA